ACCACGACAGAGCCGUACAGACGAGCUAGAGGCUAACAACUUCACUGAAUAUCGGUUGUAAAUAGUCCGUAUAAAACCCACCAGUCCUACUGGAGUUUUAUUUGAACUUUGUGAACAUUAAUACUGGACCUACAGGACACUGCUGGGCUGAGGAGGACUCGAGCCUGGAACGUUAAUGCCCAGAAUUAAACAUUUCCAACUCGGCAGCUAGCAGCUAGCAGCCAGUCGUCACUGAACAUUCAACAGCCAGCGUUGUCCUUCCUUCCCGUUGGCCAGCCAGACGACCCAAACACGAAACAAAGAUAUGCAGUCGUCAGAGCAGCGCUGACAGGCCAGACUCUGGUUUAACACUGCCAUGGAGUCCUCCUCUGAGUCCCAGCAGGAACCUGAGAAAACUUUGCAUCAUGCAGAGUUGAGAGAACAUCAUGCCACCUCCGCUGCUGUAGUGUGCGGGGAUGACACCGUCCUUCUGACCCCAGGCAGGAUGAGCCAGCGUCAGGUGAAGGAGCGAGACAAAGAGAGGGAGAAGGAGAAGGAGGCAGGCCUCCAAACGCCCAACAGGGAGCACGUAGCCAGCCCCUCCACCCUCAGCCCAGGGGUCAGCUACACCCACGGUUUCGAGAGAGGGAAGGAGGACCUCUUGCCACUGCCUUUGAAAGAAGACUCCCAUUCCAUAUCUAAGAGCAAGUCUGAAACCAAGCUGUACAAUGGCUCAGACAAAGAUGUGUCAGCAUCUGGGGGAAAGCUCACCAAGAAGGAGUCCCUCAAGGUGCAAAAGAAAAACUACAGGGAAGAAAAGAAGAGGGCAACCAAGGAGCUGCUCAGCACCAUCACAGAUCCUUCUGUCAUCGUCAUGGCCGACUGGCUAAAGAUCCGCGGCACUCUGAAGAGCUGGACCAAGCUGUGGUGCGUUCUGAAACCAGGCGUCCUGCUCAUCUACAAAACCCACAAAAAUGGCCAGUGGGUGGGAACGGUGCUGCUCAACGCCUGCGAGCUGAUCGAGAGACCCUCCAAGAAGGACGGCUUCUGCUUCAAGCUCUUCCACCCGCUGGAGCAGUCCAUCUGGGCCGUCAAGGGUCCUAAAGGAGAAGCGGUGGGCUCCAUCACUCAGCCGUUACCCAGCAGCCACCUCAUCUUCCGUGCUGCUUCUGAGUCUGAUGGCCGAUGCUGGAUGGACGCCUUAGAGCUGGCCCUGAAGUGCUCCAGCCUGCUGAAGAGGACCAUGAUCCGCGAGGGGAAGGAGGACAUGAGCACCGUCACCGCUGGAGAACACUCCAUUAAUUUCUACAGCCUCCUCCGAGCCCACAACAUGCACGGUUUCCAGUUCAACGACAGUGACCAUUUGAAAGACCCGGACCUGUACUCGGACAAGUCAGACAGGGAGGGCGAGCAGGAUCACGAGGAGUCGGACCCAGAGGGGCUGGAGAAGAGCGAGGAGAGCGACAGCGACACAUCAGAGCGUCAAGACGACUCUUACAUCGACCUGGACCCUAACGAACACCUGCGGGAAACCCCGUACCUGGAACAGUCCCACGAGGAACUGGGAGAGGCUGGUGAGGCCUGCCAGACAGAGACAGUGUCAGAGGAGAAUAAGUCUCUGAUCUGGACACUACUGAAGCAGGUGCGGCCCGGCAUGGACCUGUCCAAAGUGGUGCUGCCCACUUUCAUCCUGGAGCCGAGGUCCUUUCUGGACAAACUGUCUGACUACUACUACCACGCAGACUUCCUGUCAGAGGCUGCGGUCGAAGAGAACGCCUACAACCGCAUGAAGAAGGUGGUGAAGUGGUACAUCUCCGGGUUUUACAAAAAGCCGAAGGGGUUGAAGAAACCUUACAACCCCAUUAUCGGAGAGACGUACCGCUGCAUGUGGCUCCACCAACAGACCAACAGCAAAACCUUCUACAUCGCAGAACAGGUAUCCCAUCAUCCUCCAGUGUCGGCCUUCUACGUCAGCAACAGGAAGGAUGGAUUCUGCCUCAGUGGUAGCAUCCUCGCCAAGUCCAAGUUUUACGGUAACGGUGCCAAAGAGGAAACACAAGAGUGAUAAACCCAAGAGCCCCGAAAGCGGAUGCUCUUCACCCGAACCCGACCGCCAAGACUCAUCUGGCAGCGAACGACACAAAAGCAAACAUAACAGUCGGCUGAGGAAAAAAGGAGCAGACCUCAGUGAACUUCAAAGUGCCAUUGAAUCCAUAAAACAGACGCAGGAGGACAUUAACAGGAGCAUCAGCGUGCUGCGGAGUCGUGCGGCAGGCCGGGUGGAAGGCGGCUCCUUCCUCCAGCAGCGCGACUACGUCAUCAUCAUUUUCCUCAUCCUCCUUCAGGUCCUGAUCAACUAUGUCUUCAAGUAGCAGCCAUAACCCCACAGAGAGAGUGGUACACUCACACACCCACAGACACACUCUCUGAACAUUGGGUGUUACAGUGGAGGACAGUCUCGUCUUCCCUGUCUUUAUUAAAUCCAACUACACACGUCCAGAAAAGCAGAGACUACCACACAAAAAUAGACUUAAAAAAAAAAACUUAUUUAUUUUUAACCAGUCCAUUCCAAAAUUUUGGAAAGAUCCACAGAUUUCAAAGCGGAGAAUGAGCCCAGAAGGAGAAGUUGUUGGAGUUUGAUGUGAUGAAGUCUCGACUGCCACUCUGGAGGUUAUCGAUUUGCCUUUGACGUAAGAGGCGAAGAAGACAGCGGCCAUCUGUAGCUGCUGUUUGUUUCCUUUGUGAUUGAGUGAAACCACUCUGUUGAUUCACAUUUCACCUCAAACAACAGGGAACCUUUUAACAUGGAUACGAGAACCACGACUCAGAUGGUAACACAGAUUUUAAAAAAAGAAACCUUUAAUGUUUUAAUGGUUUUUUUAAAUUGUUUUGUUUCUUUGCUUGGUGUGUCCUUUAUGAAUAGAAGUCUGCUCGGGACAAAGGCGUUGAUAAGGGAGAGAAAAACAAAGUGGUCCAAUCUGUGUGACUUUUAUUUUUUAUUUUAUUUUUUUAUCAGAAACUUUCAUAUCAGCUGGGGUUCCCAAAAGUGGAAAUGGCCGAGGAAGACAAACACGGGAUAUUGUCAAAAGGAACAGAAGCUAUAAUUUCUGCUGUAUAAUAUAACUCCACCUUUUGCAUACAAAGUCAAUGUUUAAAAAAAAAAAAAAACAAACAAACAAAAAAAAAAAAGUCAGAUGUUUUAACAUUGUAUAGGUAGCAUGUACAGCUAGAGGAGCGUGGUUAGGAAAUUAGCCCUGUACAGUAUUCGGUCUUAAGGCACAAACGCACUGGAAACGUCCAGUGUUUUUAUCAACAAUGUGUGCUUACAGUGGACGUCACUAUCAACAUUUCUGCUCUGAGGAAGUUUGGAGGAUCGAAGGGCCAAAGAAGAUGAUUUUUGUGAUGUUUCAUGAGCUAGUGACCACUGCCGUUGAUUCAAGUAAAGGGACUUGAUGUAUCAUUUUAAUCAAAGUGUUCUUAGCGAGAUGUUGGAUAUGGAUUCAGCAAAGCUAAGUGAGGCAGUCUAAAAACUGCCCUCUUGGAGCUAAAGACAGGUUGAAGGAGUAGUUUCAUAUUUGGGUAAUGCUUUUAUUCAAUUUCUUGCUGAUUUAUUAGAUGAGAAGGUCAAUACUACUCUAAUAUCUGUCCAUUUAAUAUGAAGCUAGACCUAGCAGUGGCUUAACUUAGCUUAGCAUAAAGACUAGAAAGAGGGGGAAAAUGCUAGUCUGGCUCUGUCAGGUAACAAAAUCCACCCAGUCUUUAUGCUAAGCUAAGCUAACCAACUACUGGCUGUUAUAUUUAACUUUGUGAUUACUAUACAGAGGUAUCAAUAUUCUCAUUUAACUCUCAGCAAGAAAGUGCAUUUUCCAAAGCAUCAAACUAUUCCUUUAAAAAAUGUUAUUUCAGAGCUAAGUUAGCUGCUAUGUGGACCUAAAACGAAAGCCGUUUAGACUAGCUGGUCUACAGGAUGGUCUUCAAAUUUCAAAACACACAUCAGACCUAGCCAUGAGAGGAGAAACUUGUCACACUCCUUCAUGGCAAAAUGAAAUUCAGAGCAUCAAUCAUAGCUUCCAGUGCUUUUGCGCCUCAGAUGUUAACCAGGAAAUGUAGAAAUAGACAAUUUAGCAAGCUACUAGUGAGAGGAGGAGAUAGACUUUUUCUAAAUAUUACUACCACCAUAGUAAAUCAUUCCAAAUGUACGCAAGUACCAGCCAAACUCAGUGUGUAGAGUAGUAGUCGCUCCUGUUCACUGUGUAAAUAUCUAACGGGAAGACUCGUUCCUCGCAAGUAGCGCGUGGUGUUCCAACACCAAGGUUUCGCAAUAUAGACACUCCCGCGCUCUGUGCACAAGCCAGUCUCUUGAACCCAGUGUGUCUUUCUGUCCACUACUCUUUAGAUACACAUGGAUGAGAACCAGAUUAGUGGGGUGCACACUCAGACUCCUAUCAGAAAUGUAUCCACAUGACCUCAAGUUGUUGCAGUUAUUUAGCAGUAUUUAUUAAUUUCGCAGCUUUAGUUCCAAUCUGUCGCCUUCGUAUUUAGAAGUAUGGAUUUUGAAGUUCAGAACUAAAUGGCAGAUAUAAUCAAGCCUGAAAAUUGACAGGCUUAUGUGGACCACAACUUGUGAGGACCAUGACUUGUGAGGACGCUCAUGAGGACCAUGACUUAUUAGGUUCAUGACUUAUGAGGACCAUGGCUCAUGACGUCCAUGACUUAUGAGGACCAUGACUAAUGAUGACCGUGGCUCAUGAUCAUUAUGACUUAUGAGGACCGUGGCUCAUGAUAACUAUGACUUAUGAGGACCCUGGCUCAUGAUGACUAUGGCUCAUGAGGACCCUGGCUCAUGAUGACUAUGACUCAUGAGGACCCUGGCUCAUGAUGACUAUGGCUUAUGAGGACAGACUAAGUAUAGUACUGUUCCAUAGAAAAACAAACUCUAGUCCCAACAACCUCGUUUGUAUAUUAAAAAGUUUGGAAAGUGAAACUAAACUUCAGCUGUAUCCAUUUUCAAUGAUGAAGGCAACAUAUUAGACGCCACACCUGACCCUUUUACCACACAGUCCGUCAGGAUUUUCUCUUAAGAUGCAAGUAAUUGAAAAUAUAGACGCAACAAUUUGAGGCCAUUCAAAAAGUUACAAACCACUUAUGGACAAUAUCUGAACAUUGAUUUUGUAUCUCUCUUCGCCUGUCAUGAUGUUAGCCUUGUCAAUGUUUACAUAUCCGGUUGCCUCCGCCGUCAGCAGACUGUUAAGCGAUGAAAACUUUGUAACGCUAACACAGGUAAUAAAGAAAGACUGGUAGCAUUGUCGGGAGCCAGCUGCACCCCCGUGAGUUACCCGGCUGGCCCGUGUGUAUCUGUAUGUGUAUUAUUGUGUAUCCUCAUUGCCUCGAUCGCUCAUCUAAAUAUAGAAUCCAGAUGUUAGAAUGUGGAGAAAUAAGUAUAUACCAGUGCCUUCUAGAGUUGGACUGGGGAGGGGGUGUAGAUAAGGGGUUAUAGGGAGGUGAUAGGAGGGUGGCAGGGAUGUGAGGGGGGUGGCGGUGUGGAGCAUACAGACGUGGCAUGAGUCCCAUUCUUAAAAUGAGGGGGAUGAUCAGGAAUAUAGGCGUUGUUGGGACUGGGACUCCGGCUGCGGCUGUAGUCACUGUAGUGUUUUAGAGCGGACGUGCCAUACGAAGCCUUAGAAUCGAGUCUGACUCCGGCUCCACAACUCGCAGCCCCACCCGGCUCCUGCCUUCCCACCAGAAAGCGUCGCCAUAGUAACGCACCCGUAGGUUUCCGGAUGCUGAUUCCUGCCACAAGAGAGAGGGAGCGAGAGAUCACUCCACUCCAUUGUCGUCUUUGUCUCUCUUUCUCACUCUCUCUCUCUCACACACCAAAAUUCAGAGGGAAAUAAACAUCUCUGCUGUCUGUUGUUGCUGUUUCUGUAAAAUAAUACAUUUUAUUUAUUCCUCUUUUGUAUGUGAGUUGUUAAUUUUUUCUGCUUGUAGCAUUAGACCACUGUUCUCUUUUCUUUGUUUUUUUCAAAACUGAUUUUAAAAUUUUUAAAACAGUUGGUUUAAUUCCACUCCUCGUUACUCGACGGCACACACAAGCGACUGUCCUCAACUUGUGCACACUUGCCACUGCCCCCCAACCUCCUAACACACACACACACACACACACACACACACACACACAAACAACAACAGUACACUUUUUCCUAUCAGAGUACAUGAAUAUAUUUACUGUAUCCCAAUGGCAACUAUAACUUCCUGGAAGUUUAUGGUCACAUGUAACAUAACACAGAAUAAAAACAAAUGACAACCUGA
Molecule: messenger RNA, 6288 nt
Organism: Scomber scombrus (Atlantic mackerel)
Lineage: Eukaryota; Metazoa; Chordata; Actinopteri; Scombriformes; Scombridae
Gene: osbpl8
Product: oxysterol binding protein-like 8
Cellular component (GO): cytosol; membrane; intracellular membrane-bounded organelle
Molecular function (GO): cholesterol binding
Source: RefSeq, a predicted model, not a curated record